UUCUAGCCAAAACCUCCUCGUUCCGUUUGAUUGGGAUUACAUCGUUACCCGGUUGGUCACGUGCGUGUCAGUCAAAGAGAUGGGUAGUGUGUAAACUACAUGUCCUUUCAGCUCCGAAAUGCUUUUUUUUUGUUUUAAUGAAACAGAAGGCGUUUUUUUUUUUGUUAAGUUAUAUUUAAAACUCAUCCUGUCAGGCCAGUUUGUCAAGUUUCAGGGUUGGUAUGUAGCCAGGUAGCCAUUACGCAGGUAAAGGGAGUGAACAAAACUCCACAAUUGUUUGUGGCGAGGACAGAACAAACAUGGUACAAUAACCAGAAACUGGAAGAUCACACGGGAAAAAAAGAAGAAAUUAUCGACAUAGAAUAAUACUGUGAGCGACCUCCAGACGUUUCUCCACAAUGAGCCGGGAGCGAGCAGACUCCCAGGGGUCACUUGGGCCUGACGAUGAGGUCAUGCCAUAUAGUGACGACGAGACGGAUGAUGAGUUGGACCCCGGCUCAGACGAAGAGCGGCCACAGGUCGAAGAGGCCAAGAGCACCGAGUCUGGUUGGAGAGUCAAAGCAAACGACAGGGCCUUCUGUAACCUGCCAGAGUUUCAGAAAAAAUACUUCUUGUGUCUCAAGAGGAGUAAAUAUGCAGGGAAUGGAAUCAAGACCUACAAAUAUAACGCCUUGACGUUCAUCCCACUGAAUUUGUUCGAGCAGUUCAAACGAGCUGCUAACCUUUACUUCCUGGCCCUGCUCAUCUUACAGAUUAUUCCUGAGAUCACCACGUUGCCUUGGUACACCACCUUAGUGCCUUUAGUUCUGGUGCUGGGAAUCACAGCCAUCAAAGACCUGGUGGACGAUCUGGCCCGCCACAGGAUGGACAACGAGAUCAAUAAUCGGAAGUGUGAAGUUCUCCUGGACGGCAGGUUUCAAGUGUCGAAGUGGAUGAAUAUCCAUGUCGGUGAUGUGGUUCGUUUGAAGAAAAAUGAUCACAUCCCGGCCGACAUUCUGUUGUUGUCCAGUUCAAACCCCAUCAGUCUUUGUUAUGUUGAAACCGCCGAGCUCGAUGGGGAAACCAACCUGAAGUUUAAAAUGGGUCCGAAAGUGACAGACGAGAGACUGCAGGAGGAGGACCAGCUGGCACAGUUUGACGCCAUGAUAGUGUGUGAGGAGCCUAACAAUCGUCUGGAUAAGUUCACGGGGACCAUGCGUUGGAGGAAAGACCGCUUCCCUCUGGAUCUGGACAAUAUGAUGCUGAGAGGAUGUAGGAUCAGAAACACUGACGAGUGUCACGGACUGGUCAUCUUCGCAGGCGCCGACACUAAAAUCAUGAGGAAUGGGGGCAAGACCAGAUUCAAGAGGACUAAAAUCGAUGAAUUGAUGAACUACAUGGUGUACACUAUCUUUGUAAUCCUGGUCCUGUUGUGUGCUGGCCUGGCCAUCGGAAACACCUUCUGGUACGAGGAAGUAGGCAGCAAGGCCUGGUAUCUGUAUGACGGUAAGGACCAGACUGCUUCUUACAGAGGUUUCCUCAGCUUCUGGGGGUACAUCAUCGUGCUCAACACCAUGGUUCCCAUCUCCCUCUACGUCAGUGUGGAGGUGAUUCGUUUGGGCCAGUCUAAGUUCAUCAACUGGGACCUUCAGAUGUACUACCAGGAGAAAGACACCCCAGCCAAGGCCCGCACCACCACCCUCAACGAGCAGCUGGGUCAGAUCGAGUACAUCUUCUCAGACAAGACCGGUACCCUCACGCAGAACAUCAUGGCCUUCAAGAAAUGCACCAUUGCUGGACACACCUUUGGUGACCCUGCUAAUGUUGCGGGUGUACCUCUGGAUCGUGGGAAGCCAGUGGACUUCACCUGGAACAAGUACGCAGACAGGAAGUUUGAGUACUUGGAUCAUUCCCUGGUGGCCUGCAUCCGGUCCAAGAAGGACAAAGACACCUUGGAGUUCUUCAAGCUGCUGUCUUUGUGUCACACUGUCAUGGUGGAACAGAAAGAAGAUGAGUUGGUGUACCAGGCAGCCUCUCCUGACGAGGGGGCUCUGGUGACGGCCGCCAGGAACUUCGGUUUUGUGUUCCUGUCCCGUACCCAGGACACCAUCACCAUCAGCGAGAUGGACCAGGAGAUGACCUACGAGGUGUUGGCCCUGCUUGACUUUAACAGCGACCGCAAACGCAUGUCCAUCAUCCUGAGGUUCCCUGACGGUCGGAUCCGUUUGUACUGCAAAGGAGCAGACACGGUCAUCUACGAACGUCUCUCUCCUAACUCCAAACACAAGGAAGUGACCCAGACUGCUCUAGACAUCUUUGCCAACGAGACUCUCCGGACCUUGUGUCUGUGCUACAAGGAUAUCAGUAAGCAGGAGUUUGACGCCUGGGCUAAGAAGCACAAGGCUGCCAGUGUUGCUAUGGGCAACAGGGAGGCUGCUCUAGAUCGAGUGUAUGAACAGAUUGAGAGCAACCUCAUGAUGAUCGGCGCGACUGCCAUCGAGGACAAGCUGCAGGACGGGGUUCCUGAGACCAUCGCCAAGCUGGCAAAGGCUGACAUCAAGAUCUGGGUCCUGACUGGAGAUAAGAAAGAAACGGCUGAGAACAUUGGCUAUUCCUGUAAGCUGCUUACCGAUGAUAUGCAGAUCCACUAUGGAGAGGACGUCAAUGAGAAGCUGCGGAUCAGACAGGCAAACCGAAGGGAUCAGCCGCCUGCGUUCGGUCGGACCAGGAAGAAGGUACCGGAUCCUUUCUUCCCUGAGCCUGGCAGGAACGCCCUGAUCAUCACUGGAGGCUGGCUGAACGAGAUCUUAUACGAGAAGAAAAAGAAGCGUCGUCGUCUUCGACUGAAGCGUCUCGGUAAGAGACCCGCCGCCGCCACGCCCCAGGAUGCCGCUCAGCCAAUCGACGACUGGGAGAAGGAGACUCGUCAGGUGGACUUUGUGAACAUGGCGUGCGAGUGCGAGGCGGUCAUCUGCUGCCGGGUCACGCCAAAACAAAAGGCCAACGUGGUCAGCCUGGUGAAGAAGUAUAAGAAGGCUGUCACGCUGUCCAUCGGAGACGGAGCCAACGACGUCAACAUGAUCAAGACUGCAGACAUCGGUGUGGGUAUAUCUGGACAGGAGGGCAUGCAGGCGGUGAUGUCCAGUGACUAUGCCUUCGCUCAGUUCCGGUACCUGGAGCGUCUCCUGCUGGUCCACGGUCGCUGGUCCUACAUCCGCAUGUGCAAGUUCCUCCGCUUCUUCUUCUUCAAGAACUUUGCCUUCACCCUGGUCCACUUCUGGUACUCCUUCUUCAGCGGGUUCUCAGCUCAGGUUGCCUAUGAAGACUGGUUCAUUACUUUAUACAACGUGAUGUACAGCUCCCUUCCCGUCCUGUUGGUUGGCUUAUUGGAUCAGGAUGUGAACGACAAACUGAGUAGAAAGUUCCCCAAGUUAUACCUCCCUGGUCAACAGGGGGCGCUGUUCAACUACAAGAAUUUCUUCAUCAGUCUGUUCCACGGCAUCUUCACCUCUCUGGUGAUCUUCUUCAUCCCGUACGGGGCGUUCCUUCAGACCAUGGGGCAGAACGGAGAGGCACCGUCAGACUACCAGUCCCUGGCUGUGGUCAUGGCUUCCUCUCUCAUCUUCACAGUCAACAUGCAGAUCUCUCUGGAGACGUCAUACUGGACCUUUGUGAACUGCUUUGCAGUCCUCUGCAGUAUAGCCAUAUACUUCGGCAUCAUGUUCGAUAUCCACAGUGCAGGAAUCCACGUCAUCUUCCCGUCAACCUUCACUUUCACCGGAGUGGCCUCUAACGCGCUCAGACAGCCCUAUCUGUGGCUGACCAUCAUCCUGACUGUGGGGAUCACCCUGCUUCCUGUCAUCUGUAUCCAGUUCCUCUACAAAACCAUAUGGCCGUCCGUUGGAGACAAUGUCCAGAGGAACAGGAAGAAGUAUGAAAUGGAGGAGGAAGAGGAGGAGAAAUCCACUCCCUUCCAGCGAGGAAGACGCUCCCGCCGCUCAGCUUACGCCUUUUCUCACUCCAGAGGCUACGCCGACCUCAUCGCGUCCGGCCGCAGCAUCAGAAGACGACCUGCUACAGCACGCCCCAACCCCAGGGACAGCAUCCGAGAGAUCCCCCAGGCCGAGAACAUAUGAGGUGGUGGUGGUGGUGGGGGGAACCCACCAGGUUUUGUGUAACAGACAACGUUGUUUAUCACAGAAUUGCUCGUCAUUACUGGGUACUCCCGAUAUACCUUGACCUGUAUUGAUGAAGCCUUAGUUUGAGUACUGAUCUAGGAUCAGGUCCCACCCCAUGUACAUGUAAUCUUAUUCAGUAAUUAUCUAGAAGGGAAUACUGUUCCUAGAUCAGCACUUUGUGAAUACGGGCCCAAGAGUUAUCGGUUUGACUGGAGGUUGGCCUUGUUUAAACGGACUAAAUUUAAUAUAUUGUUAAUAUUAUUGUUGGUUUGUAUUUCACUGGAUCAGUUGUGAAAAUGUAUACUUGCAGUCAGAAGGGUGUCAUAAUCAUGAUUUUAUAUUUAAAUGUACAAGAAUUUCAGCUUUAUUUUCUGUUCAAAAUGCUGGAUCCUAGAAGUAAGGUAUGUUUUCCACAGUUUAUUUUAUUUUAUGGUGUCCUUCCUUAUUCCUUAAGUUAUUUGACACUCUCUUUAUGCACAUGGAUUCAUUGUAUACAUGCCAAUAGAACACUGUUGAACCAGUUGUUUACGGGGAUCUGAUAGAACCCUGCUGAACCAGUUGUUUACUGUGAUCCAAUAGAACCCUGUUGAACCAGUUGUUUACAGUGAUCCAAUAGAACCCUGUUGAACCAGUUGUUUACAGGGAUCCAAUAGAACACUGUUGAACCAGUUGUUUACGGGGAUCUAAUAGAACCCUGCUUGAACCAGUUGUUUACGGGGAUCCAAUAGAACCCUGCUUGAACCAGUUGUUUACAGGGAUCCAAUAGAACCCUGCUUGAACCAGUUGUUUACGGGGAUCUAAUAGAACCCUGUUGAACCAGUUGUUUACGGGGAUCUAAUAGAACCCUGCUUGAACCAGUUGUUUACGGGGAUCCAAUAGAACCCUGCUUGAACCAGUUGUUUACAGGGAUCCAAUAGAACCCUGCUUGAACCAGUUGUUUACGGGGAUCUAAUAGAACCCUGCUUGAACCAGUUGUUUACUGUGAUCCAAUAGAACCCUGCUGAACCAGUUGUUUACGGGGAUCCAAUAGAACCCUGCUUGAACCAGUUGUUUACAGUGAUCCAAUAGAACCCUGCUGAACCUCUGGACAGAUUUAGUUUGACCGGUUUUUAGCUGAGCUUUUUUUUUUCAGAUCAUAAACUGAUGCAAAUAGCUUCUUGUCAUUCUUUAAUGAAUUGAUCUAGAUCUCUGUUAUUAUAGUAUCAACACUGUCCAUCCUCUUCUUUUUCUUUUUGCUUAUUUUUUGUAACAGGAUGGUUAUUACUAUGACUUUUGGUGUAAAAUGGCAAUGGUCUAAAUAUUUACUUGUGCCUCAAAUGGCAUUCUACUCCCUAUUUAGUGCACUACUUUUGACCAGGGCCUGUGGGGGCUUCGGUCAAAAGUAGUGCACUACAUAGGGAAUAGGGUGCCAUUUUGGCAUUUAACCAUUUGAAAUGAAGUAUGAAUGGAAUUGUCAAUUUGCAAUAUUUGCUAUGAAGGACCAACCUGCUCAGGCGUUUUGAUGAGUUUAAUAUUUUGACUUGGGCUUUAACUCAAUCCACAAGGAUGCAGUCUUUGGAUUGAGUCUCAGCCAUGGCUAUUUUAUUGGCGUAAUGCAUUAUAUCAGCCUUUUAUCAAUAUGAUCUCUGUCGAACAGUACUGUUUAGUGUGUAUAAAUACUCUUUGUUCUGUUACACACUUCAUCAUGCUGAAUAACAAAUGGACUUUGUAACUGUAUUUUAAAGGUUUGUGUAUACAUUUGCAUUAUACAUUUGUGUAUACACAAACCUGAACAAUGGCCUUUAGUGGUCAACUGGGCCACUCUUAAAACUACCUUUUUUUUAAAAAUCUUGUUUUUAGUAUAUUAAUGAUAUAAAGUACCUUGUAAAAUGACUUUUUGAAUAAAGACUGACUAUACCGAGAA
Molecule: messenger RNA, 6060 nt
Organism: Oncorhynchus mykiss (rainbow trout)
Lineage: Eukaryota; Metazoa; Chordata; Actinopteri; Salmoniformes; Salmonidae
Source: RefSeq, a predicted model, not a curated record